Callithrix jacchus (white-tufted-ear marmoset) is the source of this 2291-nucleotide messenger RNA. RefSeq lists its product as uncharacterized. The record is from RefSeq and is a predicted model, not a curated record. NCBI's taxonomy places the organism in Eukaryota, Metazoa, Chordata, Mammalia, Primates, Cebidae.
UUCAGUGAGCUCCUCCACCCACGUGAGCCACCUGGCAUUGACCAUAAUAGAUGGUGAUCCUGGAGGAAAACUUGGGUUGGGUCUGCUGUCUCUGGGCCAACGUCAGUCACGCAGGUGCCCGGUCCACAGUGUGCUGAAGCUUGGGCCCUUCCCGGAGCUCUUGGCUCCUGCACUGAGCUGUGUGAGCUCUUCUGCCCAAGUGGUCCCCCCGGCUUUGAGUGACAUAGAUGGUGGGCCUGGAGAAAGACUUGUGUUGGGUUUGCAGGCCUAGGGCCAGUGUUCAUCAGCCAGGUGCUCAGUCCCAUGUGCACUGAAGCUCUGACCCUGGUGCCCUGGUCUCCUGCACUCAGCUGUGUGAGUUCUUCCAACCAGGCGGGCCCCCUGGUAUUCACUGGCAUAGAUGGUCAGCCUGGAGGAAGACUUGUAUUGGGCCUGCAGGCCCCAGGCCAGUAUCUGUCAGCCAGCUCCUCAGCUCCCAGGGUGCUAAAGCUCAGACCCUUCCUGAUGCCCUGGUCUCCUGCACUGAGCUGUGUGAGGUUUUCCACCCAGGUGGGCCCCCUGGCAUUGAUCAGCAUAGAUGGUGAGACCAGAAGAAGAAUUGCAUCCCACCUGCUGUUCCUGGGUCAGUGGCCAGCAGCCGGGUGCCCAGCCCCUGGUGCGCUGAAGCUCAGGCCCUUCCUGUUGCCCUGGUCUCCUGCGCUGAUCUUGGGUGCAGCGUCUUGGGACCAAGCAAAGGAGAGGGCACCAUGUGGCUCCCGAUUGGCUGUGUGGCCGGCUCUGUGUCUGGGAGCCAGUGCCCGUCAGCCAGGUCCCAGACCUUGGUGCGUUGAAGCUCAGGCCCUUCCUGGCACUCUGGUCUCUUGCACAGAGCUGUGUCAGCUCUUCUGCCCAGGUGGGCCCUUUGGCAUUGACUUGCAUAGGUGGGUGGAUCCUGCUGGCGUCAUGGGUCAUGAGCAUGGCAGAGUGGGGUCACUGAGCAUUUCCUAAAAGUGUUGACCUGAAUUCUCACCGGUGAUGAGUUCUCUAGAAGGGUUGCUUCCUUGGGAAUUGGAUCCAAGGAGGAUACCUAUUCUGAAGCCCGGCAGGGGUAUUGCUGGUCAGGCAGGAAAGGGUUCAUUCAGCCCCACACAGGACAGCUCCCAGUUGAGACUCAGUACAUUGAUCAGGCCUUGAGGACUGCCCAGGUCACAUCAGGUGGUUGCAGGUGCUCUGGGGCGCUAUGGGGGACUCCCAGAGGCUUUCCAUCAGAGGACAGGGAUGGACGAUCAAGCCCAUGGGAGUCAUGCCGUGGAGUUUCAAGGUUGUACCCCCUGCCAUGCCCCUGAAUGGGACCAAUCCUGUUGAGCAAUGGCGCCUCCUUGAGUCUGGUGGUGGGUGGUGCUGUUUCCCUGGGGUUAGGUCAAGGCUGAGCUCUGGCCAGCACCUCUUGGUGCUGCAGGCUGGCCCUGAAUCUCAUGGGCUUUGGGCCAUGGGGACAGCUUGGGUCAUGCUUGGGAAGGUCAACCUUCCUAGAGGUUUAAUGGGGGGAAUGGUGUCUUCCUAAGGUGGGAAGGCUCCCUGUCCAGCAACCUAUCCUGGGAAUUUGCCACAUAGGCUAUUUCUGAGCCAUGGGGUCACCUCCAGGAUGGUGACUUUUGGGCCCAAGGAAAGGGGAGCGCACUAUGUGUCCCCAGAUUUGUUGAGUGUGGCCCGGCUCUGUGUUUGGGAGGUGUGCAGGGCAUGGAUGGGGACCCAUCAGAGAAACUAUGUGGCCCUGCAGCCCCAUGCUGUGAUUUCUGGUUCACACUGGGACAUGGGCAGGGGCAGGUGCUCGGCAGUGGCGCGUGGCAUUUGGACCAGCCUCCUGUUUGGCCAUGAGCUGGUUGGUGGCACUCGCCUAUGCCAAGUGGUCCCAGGGUGGCCCUGACCUCGUUCAGGGCAGCUGGCGGGGCAGUGGAGAUGCUCUUGGGACCUGCUGUAGGGUGCAGCCUGGGCUUCCUGGUUUUGGUGGCAGGGAGGGCCAAGGGUGCUCCGUGUCCGUGUCCCUGACAGGUCAGUGUUCCCAAUGGAUCCCAUCACAUGGGUGAUGGGUAUCCCCCACUCACCUUCGCCCAUGGAGGCAUGAGGCCCUAUUUGGACACAUGUCCUCCUCCUUUCCCCUAGAUGGUGAACCCAGAGGAAGACUUGCAUUGGGCCCAAUGUCUCUGGGCUUGUGUCCGUCAGCCAUGUGCCCAGCCCCUGGUGCACUGAAGCUCAGGUCCUUCUUGGCACCCUGGUGUCCUGCACUGAGCUGUGUGAGCUCUUCUGCCCAG